Pseudomassariella vexata is the source of this 7524-nucleotide messenger RNA. RefSeq lists its product as uncharacterized. The transcript is spliced from 3 exons. The coding region runs from base 1 to 7524 and encodes 2507 amino acids. The record is from RefSeq and is a predicted model, not a curated record. NCBI's taxonomy places the organism in Eukaryota, Fungi, Ascomycota, Sordariomycetes, Amphisphaeriales, Pseudomassariaceae. Gene Ontology annotation, molecular function: ATP binding; methyltransferase activity; ATP-dependent chromatin remodeler activity.
AUGGCGCGUCAGGCCAAAGGGCGCCAGAAAGCUAGCACAGGCAAUACUACUAAGGAGGCGGUAACUACCAAGACAAACGGUUGCGGUACUAAACGAGCUGCAGCAGAUGACUUUGCCGUCCAGAAAAGGCGAAGAAUCCAAAGCAACACGCCUCUCGCUGCUUCUGGUGAUGGGCUUACCGCCGCUGCAGAUGCUUCCAACAGUAAUGACACUACUAAUCAACCCGAUGGGACUAACCUCGCAGGCAAUACUGCUGCAAAUCCGACAAUUUUGUUGUGUCAGAAAUGCUACGACGGCUCUGGCAAGGCCUACGAGUCACGCUUCAGGUGGAUAUACCCAGACAAGAAAACGAAGAGAGAGGACAAGUCCACAGAAACUGGCCUCAAUCGAACGUUGCCUCCCAUCCCCAACGUCUAUGUGGCUUUUGAUGAUCUCAUGAAGAAGGCACUUGAAAACCAUCCUGCUGCUUUCAACAAGAUAAUCGGACGAGGCGGCAUUGCAUUUCGCUUUGCCACGAUGUGCUCCGGCACGGACGCCCCGUACUUUGCGCUGAAGUUGAUGCAGGAAUCUCUUCUCCUCCAAGGAAAGCAAGAAGUGUUCAGAUUUGAGCAUGUCUUCGGGGUCGAAAUUGACCCGGCUAAACAAGCUUUCCUGAGUCUUAAUACGGAGGCUACCAUCUUCCGAGAUGUUCGCGAAAUGGCUAAUGAAACUUGCGAGAUAGCUACCACGGCACACGGCUCUAAGGCUGAAAUUCCGCGAAAUAUUCAACUCCUUGUUGCAGGUACAUCCUGUGUCGACUUCUCUGCCCUGAAUACGAAGAAGAAGUCGGGUUUUAGCAUUGAUAUCUUCGCGAUUGCUAAAGAGGAGUGCUCCGCAGCUGAAUUCGCAGCACUCUGCGAGGCCCAGUCCAACGCAGAGGGCGAAGAUGACGACCUGAAAAAGAAGGGAUCCAAAGGCUGGGGAUUAAUUCCAACCGAAGACCUGAUGCGUGUCAUGUCGCGUGUCCUCAACGCGAUCAAGGGAAAGUUGGACGAAGGCGGUGAAUCGGAUACAACCUUCUUCUCCAUGCUGCUCUACGCUAAGAAAUACCGGCCGAGCAUGAUUAUCUUGGAAAACGUGUCAGGCGCUCCUUGGAAAGAUGCAAGGGACGUUUGGCUCAGAGGGAUCGGAUACACUGCUGAGAUCAUCGCCUUGGACACCAAAGACUUCUACAUGCCACAAACACGCAAACGCAUGUACCUUGUUGCGAUGGACAUGCAGGCUUUCCCGGGCAUUGACUUGACCCAGGUUGUCACGCAGUGGCAGACAAUCCUUGGCGGCCUCAAACGUCGAGCUUCGUCUUCCAUUGAAGAUUAUUUGCUUCAGGAGAAUAGUCGACUGAUCCAAAUCGCUCGCCAAGAGCUUGAACACAAAGCCGAAGGCAAGAAGUCCCGUGACAAGGAGUGGUUCCACAGCCUUCAGCGACACAACAGAGCCAGGCGUAACGAGGGUCUAGGCCAGUCCAGACCCCUGACCCAGUGGACCGAUGCUGGUUGUAUCAAAUUGUACGACCGAAUGGAUCCGAUCAUCAUCGGUGGACAAGCACCACGGGUUUGGGACCUCCUAGACAUCAAUUUUCUGCGCGGCAUUUUCAGUUUACCGGGUUUUAUAUCUUUCGACAACAGAUUCAAAAUGAAACACUACGAUCUAAGUCAGAAUGUUGAUAGAGGCGUGGUAGCCCACUUUGGCUUGGCCGGCUGCCUGACCCCGAACGGCAUCCCUUUCCUCGGAGACCAGUGUCGAUUUAUCACCGGAUACGAGGCAUUGGCCUUACAAGGUUUACCUCUUGAGCGACUCGACAUGUCUCGCCAAACCCAAGACCAGCUGAAGGACCUGGCUGGCAACGCCAUGACAACAACUGUCGUCGGCGCUACCAUUCUGGCUUCGUUUAUCGCGCUGGCCGAGUCUGAUGGGGAUUCAUUUCGCAUAUUCAAAACCAUUGCUGGUAGCGGGUACCAGCACCCAUUACUGAACCCACAAGCGUCGGGGCCCUUCGGCCAGAAAGCCUUCGGUCCUGAGAACCUAGAACUGUUCAAAGCAGAAAGUGGUGUCGCCUUUGCGGUCCAGGAAGUACUAAAUAUUCUGGCCAAAGCCCGUCGGUACUGUCGCUGCAAUGGAACUGCCAAAUACAGCAGUGAUAUCUUCUUGAUUUGUGUCGAUUGCGGCAUAAUCAGGUGCGCCAAUUGCGCAGGCAAUCCCAUACACCGAUAUCAGCGGUAUCAUCAACCACUGGAGCGCCUCACUUUUAAUCCAGCCGUCAGAAGCCUCAUGCAGCAUUUCCCCACGCUCGUCUCUGGAUUGUUCACCGAUUCUCAGCUCAACCAGUAUCUGAAAGGCCCUGGCAUGUACUCUUUUGCGUCUGCUUUGCGUGAGCUUAAAUCCUCGAUUUUUCGCCUGCAAGAGGUCCACAUCACAGAGACGAUGACGAUCACCUACUCCGCUGGUUCGGCUUUCAUUCUGAAAGCAAGCAUCUCUGACCAUGGUAUCACCUGGUUUGUCCGUCUCGAUCGCCAUUGUGUACAUGGAGAUAUAGUGAACGAGAAGGAGGAAACUAUUGGCGACUUCCUCUCUCGACAGAGGCCCUUUGCCAAGGCUGAGCUUCCUGCAUGUGCCCAACAUGCUUUGCCCUGCCCUGCCGAUUGGGAUUUCUGGCAAUUUCAAACAGAAGAGUUGCCUAUGUUGGUUUACAAACAACAGGAGAGAAUAGAGCUCGUGCCAACUGGCAGACUUUACCCCCUUCAGGUCAAUCGAAUUCUCCGAAGUGCCCUUGGGUCAUACGUUCACCUGCCCAAGUGCGACGCGGCUGAGAAUAGUUUGUUUGUCAACAACAAGGGCCCAAAGCCCGUGUAUCUCUUCAAGGAUCCUACCAAGACCGGCCCCGCCGAGGAUGACUACUUCGUCGUUUCGUACAACAACCGAUUGCUGCAGACACCUGAGCAUCGCGAGAUUUUGCUUUCGUUCAACCCCAAACACCAACUUCACGAGUUGAAAGAUGGCAAAACAAUGGUCAACUUCAGCAUAGAUGCCCCCUUUGACACCUAUACGAAGCUUUGGUUGCCCAAAGAAGAUACGCAAGCAUCAACAAGUGGAGAAUGCGAAGGCAAACAGCUUCUCAGCCAGCUGGAAGAUAUCCGCUUGGAUAAGUGCUCUAUUCCACGUGCCUUGCAAAAGCUGGGCUUAGCCUGCAAUGAAUUAGGCCAAAAGGACGGAUGGUACACAGUGCCAAAACACGACAUGCCUGAGGUCCUGAAGCAGCUUGCAUUCGGGAACCUGAAGCUGAUUGAGGUCAUGUCUACAAACAGGAAAUAUGGCAGUUCGAACAUACCUGUCACCUUAUCUGACCUUUGCGAUGAAUGCUCCCCAUCACCCCCAGCAGUUUCUUGGCUGAGCCGCGAAGAGACUAGCGGAAGAGCUGAGCCUUGCCAUGACCAUCUGGAUGCCAAGGCCUACGAAGAUGCGUUAAAAUCGGUACCUCCAGCUUUCGGUGUGCAGGUGCAGGUCCGAUGUCCCUCAGUAGAUUUAACUGAGUCACAGAAGGUUGUGCUUACGGCCAGAUAUGUCUGGAACCCGCAACUUCUCAAGCAUAAAGUCCUACGACUGCUCCCUGGCAUUGAAGAAACAUUGAGCGUGUCUACUGCCAAUCAGGUCAGCGUGACGACUAAAGUGGAACACCACCAUGCUGAUACUCUUGCUCCGACCCUAGCCCCUUUCCGGGAGUCCAUCAAGCCCUUGAGGAAAUCCAGUAACCUCAAUAUUCAACCACCAUCAUUCGUCAAGAAAGGUGAAAUGCUGCAUGAAAGGCAACAGAUCUCUGUGGAGUGGAUGGUCAGACGUGAAAAGCAAGGAGCACGAUUUGUGGAACGAGAAAUUGAGGAAGAAGUAGUCCCAGAACUCCAGCUACGACUGGUUGGAUGUGCUGAACGCGAGAUCUUCUGCCGGGGCGGACUGAUCGCUGACGACGUUGGAUAUGGCAAGACUGUCAUAACUCUGGCUCUGAUCGACUUACAACAAAGCAUGCACGACGAACAGCUUUUCGAAGAGCGAGAAGAGAAGGUGAAAGAAGACGGCCGCGAGGCCCUGAAUGCCACUCUGAUUAUCGUUCCAAAGCACCUGACUGAGCAGUGGAAGACAGAGAUCAGCAAGUUUCUCGGUUUGGACUCAUACUCAACGGUCGUAAUCAAGACUUGGACUCUGGCUCAAAAGAACCCUACCAUAGAUGCCAUAAGACGUGCCAAGAUCGUCAUUGUGAGUGACGCGAUCUUCAAGGUCAAAGCAUAUCAGGAUUCCCUUCAAUAUUGGGCUGGUAAGGCAUUCUCUGCAGAAAAGCUUUCAGAGCGUGCCUAUCGAGCCUGGCACGAUGGCUGCGUUUCCUCAAUCCGGGCAUUCCUCAGAGAAUAUCGAUUUGGAAACAAAACAGACGACGAGCUUCAGAAUGCGAUCUCCGAGUCCCGUGAUGCUGAUUUAGAAGAUAACAAGGCCUUGCUUGCAAACAGAGUAGAGAAGAGUAGUAGACGCAAGAGACAACUCCAGUCGAAAUCGAAGAAAACCCCCCAGCAAGAUAGCAGCAAAACGCGCGGCAAAAAGAUCGGUUCUGGUAUGUUCAUGGACGCUAAUAUCCUCCUCGAAUUCUUUACUUGGAAUCGGAUUGUCUGGGAUGAAGCCAGUGAAAAGAACCCGGAGACGCGCCAGUUCGUCCGGAGCGCGCUUGCGGAUGCCAAGUGGCUGCUUACUGGCACACCUCCGACGCGCAGUCUGAGAGAACUUGAUUCUAUGGCAAUGCCACUUGGAGUCCACAUAGCUGUACCUAUGGACCUACGCCAGGGGCUGCCACGGAUCACUGAGGGUCCGUCGUUAUCAGUUCGCACCGACGGCGAGAUCUAUCGAUCCUACGGAAAGAACAAGUCUGAGCGUUAUGUUGAGGAGCGACACGAACAGGGAGAAGCAUUCCUCAGCGCCUUGUCCUGUGCCAAUCCCGUUGACGUCGGAUUGUACGAGGUGGAAGAGAAGGUGGUUGUUUGCUACCCGACAUUUGUCGAAUUGGCCUAUUAUCUUGACCUGCAGCAAGAACUGCGCCGCGCCGACAUGGAUGCAUAUAGCCUUGGGCAGAGAUCCUUGCAAGACCUGAUCAACAACAUCCGUCUAAAGGCGAACUUUCCUUCCUCGGGGAGGGAUCUAGGCAUGCAAGGCCUGCUCCACAGAGCAUCUUUGCCAAUUCAGAACGCUGGUGAAGAUCCUCAGGCUUCUCAAGCGCUUGUAAAUAAACGCCAGGAACUCUUAGACGAAGCUAAGGCGUGCUUAAAGCGGGUGUUUGAAAAGACCAUUUGGCUUGCGCAUCGACUGCAGCUGAGCAAGGUCAACAUUGGCAUUACAGAGAAAGAUUGUGCACUUGACGAGCUUUGGGAUCUACUUGCAGCUCUGGAAGAUGGCAUUUUUGAACGGUUUGGUGGAGUCGAUGCCUGGUUCACUGUUGCGCACACCAUUCUCUCCAUCUAUGAGCAUCGCAAUGUUUUCCCUGUGGAAACGCUUAGGGAUCGAAUCAAUGGGCCUCGGCCUUUCUUUCGCUUCUCUGAUCAAAUUAAGAGAACCGACUUCCUCAUGCCAGACGCUUGUCACAUGGGUGCUUUCAUGGCUUAUGCCCUUAUGGAUGGAUUUUCCAGGACUUAUGCCCCUAAGGACGGUGUCACCAUGGCUUAUGCCCCUGUUUAUGGUACCUCCAUGCCUUGGGAAUAUGUACCUCUGGAUAGUGCCUCCAUGGCUGCUAAUCCUGACGCUGACGCUCCCGUCCCCGAUGCUCCUCUGAUACACUUCUUGCCUGAUGCAGCGUACGCAGCAAGAACCAAGAGUUUUGAUCAUCAUUACACCGUCCUCAAUAAAGACAUCGAUCGGAUGGGGAUGGACGAAAUCAGGGAUCUCCUGCAGGAUUACUACGAGGUCAAGGUCACCGACACCCAAGAACCGGCUGACCCAAUCAAAUCGCUGAUAAAUGAACUCGAGGAUGUUCUUGGAGACAUCCCAGACAUCAGGAAGGAAAAGUUAGCCAAGGACAUCGAUGCAGCCGCCAAGGUGAUGAAAACGGCAACCAAGGGGAACAAACCUGCAGCCACCACAGUCACACUCGACAAUACAUUAAGCGAUGCACAGAAGCAACGCCUCAGACAAGCUCUUAAAAAACUUCUUGAAGUAGUCGAAGCUGAGAGAGAUAGAGACGGUGCGGCAAACACCCAAGUCGCGGACGUAUCUAUGUACGGAGACUGGAGUAUUGCCGAGCUCAGUGACAAGUGUCGCCAGCGUGGUCUCAAGGUCAAGACGACCAGUUUGCCUCAACUCAAAAAGCUACUUGUUGACGAUGCAAACGGAACUGCAAGCGACGAGUCGUAUAUUGGCCCCAAUCUACAAGCUUCGCGAGUACGAACUCCCCUUCAGCUUGUAGGGAAUGUGCUACGCACUAGAGGAACAAAGAUUGAAGUACUCCAUGAUGAGUACAAGCAGUUAUACAGCAAGCUGCUUACGGUCCAUCAGUAUCUAAUCGACCUCGAUAAGCAGCACCGGCUCGCCGUCUGCUUCAAUCUUAUUGAACGAGCCCAAAAAGUAACUUGCAAUGAGUGCCAGAACAAUGCUUCAUAUAUUGUACUGGAAUGUGGUCAUGCACUCUGCCAGGAGCAUCACGAAGGAAAGGUUUGCUGCGGUUAUGGAAUGAAAGAGUGUCCGUCUGUACUGAAUACCUGCACACUGUCCAUUGAACAGAUCGAACGAUCGACAAAGUCGGCUCCUGACGACAAUCAGAGCUCUAAACUCAGGGCCAUCGUUGAUCUUGUGCUCAGCAUUCAUAAUCGUCAUGAGAAGGUCGUCAUCUUCGCCCAGCAUGACGCAGUCCUCCAUCAGAUUGUGGAUGCAUUGGGCAAGAAGAAUAUCACGGCUUACACGACCACCCCGCGCCCCAAUACGGACGCAGACAAGAAAGAGGCCGGCAAGGGCAAGUCGACCAGGCGCAAGCCGGCCAAGAGCAAUGUUAUGAAAGAUGAUGAAGUUGUUGAGCAGUUCAAGCAGGGGAUUUUCCCAGUCUUGGUGCUGAAACUGAGCUCGCCCGAAGCUUCCGGCAGCAACUUGGUGGUUGCAAACCACAUGAUCUUUGCAACACCGCUCAUUACGGAUUGCCAAGAGGAAUAUGAUGCUUACAUGAAGCAAGCCCGUGGACGCUGCAUCCGAGAAGGCCAGAAGAAGCCGGUCUACAUCUAUCACUGCCUCACGAUAUUGACUGCCGAAGUCGAUGUGCUUGAGCUCCGGACGAGACAGCAUGUGCUAGUCGCGCCUCACUCAGAAACUGGAGUUCUCGUGGACAAGAAGAAAUCUGCAGAGCAUGUCAAGAAACAUCUUGAACAAUCCGGUGUCUCUUUACAGCGCAUCAACUCCCUUCUUGAGCCAAAAGAGGUGUUCAAGGCGAUGGACGAGUCGGAUUACAUCAUUAUUAGAGCAGCAAGCGAAUAG